ACCUUAUCUCAGCAAGAAUAACUUAGAAAAAAGGGAGACAGUUGGACUUGGAGCUCAGAUCGCUGCUGAAAGCUCACUCUUGAGUAGUGUUUGAGUCAUAAUGGAGUCCUGGGACGUUUGAAGGGCCGGAAAGGACUGUUUCGAUCAUCCAGUCCCACCCUCUGAUUUUAUGCAGGAGGACACUGAGGCCCCGGAAAGAUAAGAUAACUAGUUCGUGGCCGACUUUUAGGACGGUAGUCUAUCCGUAGUAGACAACUCGGGGAAAGAAAUACGACGUUUUUAUCGUGAAUUACAUUGUACAGAGGAUAGUUUCCGUCAUACCCAGAAAAGGUACUAGCUUUUGACGAGUGUGCACCAUGCGUGAGUAUAAGCUGGUCGUUCUCGGCUCGGGAGGCGUUGGAAAAUCUGCUCUGACUGUACAGUUUGUUCAAGGAAUUUUUGUUGAAAAAUAUGAUCCUACAAUAGAAGAUUCUUACAGAAAGCAAGUUGAAGUAGAUGCACAGCAGUGUAUGCUUGAAAUCUUGGAUACUGCAGGAACGGAACAAUUUACAGCAAUGAGGGAUUUGUACAUGAAAAAUGGACAAGGCUUUGCGUUAGUUUAUUCCAUCACAGCACAGUCCACGUUUAAUGAUUUGCAAGAUCUGAGAGAGCAGAUUCUUCGAGUUAAAGACACUGAUGAUGUUCCAAUGAUUCUGGUUGGUAAUAAGUGUGACUUGGAAGAUGAAAGAGUUGUAGGAAAGGAACAAGGUCAAAAUCUAGCAAGACAGUGGAACAACUGUGCAUUCUUAGAAUCCUCUGCAAAAUCAAAAAUAAAUGUUAAUGAGAUCUUUUAUGACCUAGUGAGGCAAAUUAACAGAAAAACUCCCGUGCCUGGGAAGGCCCGCAAAAAGUCGUCGUGUCGGCUGCUUUAAUGUACUGAAUGCAUUGUAGCUCUGAGCCAGGUCUGAAGAACUGUUGCCCAAUUCAACAGUGCCAGCAUUCCAACUUUGUUAAACCUACCAACAUCUUAAAUGGACUUUCUGUGGUGGUACCCUUUAAGAGGCGGAUGAAAGCUACUACAUCAGUUUGCACAUUCUAAUCACUUCCCAGUAUCACAAGAGAGAUUUUUACUUAUAUAAUAGUCCUAGAGUAUGCAGCUGGUAAAACCAGAGGCUACGAUCCAGUAUUACUGCUAAGAGACAUUUUCAUCCACCAAUGUUGUACAUGUAUGAAAAUGGUGUACUGUAUACUUUACACGCCCCAUACUUUGUAUUGGAGAGUACAAUAAUGUAAAUCUUAAAAGCACCACUAUUUUAGCAUAAUAAAAGAAAGUCCAAAGAGCUCCUAUAUAGACUACUCCAGAUAACUUCGCUUCUUUGAUACUUGUAGCUUAUUGUAAUUUUUUUUAAGAAAUUCAAGGUCAUUAUCAUUGUAUUGUACAAAUAAGCGCUUUGAUUAACACAGCUAUAUAGUUUUUUUAAUUUUUAAAAAUCCUGUGGAGACAGUGAUCUUGUCUUUAAAAUAUGAUAGUCCUUUCAGUCUAAUGUCUUAGAUUAAAGACGUUGCCUUUAAUAUCUGUUGGGAAGGAAAUGUCCAGACUUUUCAAAUCUCUUAUUAUAUGUUUCCUUUUUUGUUUACAUAGGGAACAGUGUUUAUAGUUGUGUGUACAGUGGGGGUCUACAACAAGAAGUGUAUAUUUUCAAACAAUUUUUUAAUGAUUUAACAAUUUUUGUAAAUCAUUUUCAGGCUUCUGCAGCUGUAGAUUCUCACUGUGAAUCCCUUGCUUGCUCAUGCAUAAGUGUAUUUGCAAUACCAAAUAUACAGGUUUAGUAUUUUUGCCUGUUAGUGAUUGUUUCACAUGUGUAACGUUUUGGUUGAGAUGUUAAAUGGUGGACGAGUACUGUGGAUGUGAAUGUGGGAAGUAAUUUUAAUCAUGUGUAAUUGGUCACAAGGCCUGAGUUGCAGUAAUAUUGCUGUUUUAUUUAACAAUGCCUUGUUGCUUUGUAUGCAUUAACGUUUGGGUGUAAAGAUUGUGUGUCUAUCCAACAGGGAGCCACAGUAUUUAAAUUGACCAACCUGAUGUUACAACUCCUUUGAGGUGGCCAAAUGUAAACUAAAAGCCUUAAUUAAAGUGGUGCAAUUUUGUAUAACUAGCAUCAGUAGUUCAAUAAAUUUGGAUUGCCAUGCAAGGGCUUGCAUUAUAA
Molecule: messenger RNA, 2183 nt
Organism: Equus quagga
Lineage: Eukaryota; Metazoa; Chordata; Mammalia; Perissodactyla; Equidae
Gene: RAP1B
Product: RAP1B, member of RAS oncogene family
Exons: 8
Coding region: 357-911 (184 amino acids)
Biological process (GO): cellular response to cAMP; Rap protein signal transduction; negative regulation of synaptic vesicle exocytosis
Cellular component (GO): plasma membrane
Molecular function (GO): GTPase activity; GDP binding; GTP binding
Source: RefSeq, a predicted model, not a curated record